UGUAUUCCUCUCCAGAGGGAGAUCGUGUAACCAAUGGUUGCACUUCAAAGUGCACGCAAUAAAGUUACUGAUUAAUUUCUUUCAUUAUUCUGUCAUGAAAAAUCACAAUUGCGUUUGAAUGGACGACGUGACUGAAGCAACAGCGGUCAUGGCUGAUAAAAAUCCUUACAAGCAGUUGCUGAAGACUUUAGAAGAUAAUCCGACUCUUCGUUAUUAUGAUGUUACUCAAUUAGGAGAAAAAUAUGACCGACUACCAUUCUCGAUAAGGGUUUUAUUAGAGAGUUGUGUACGAAAUUGCGAUGGAUUUCAAGUGAAAACAAAGGAUGUUGAAAAACUUCUUGAUUGGGAGAUUAAUCAAACGAUUCCUGAAGGAGUUGAAAUAGCGUUCAAACCGUCUAGAGUAAUUUUACAAGAUUUUACUGGAGUUCCAGCAGUUGUAGAUUUUGCUGCUAUGAGAGAUGCUGUCAAAAAAUUAAAUGGUAAUCCUGAUAAAAUAAAUCCAAUUUGUCCUUCAGAUCUUGUGAUUGAUCACUCUAUACAAGUUGAUUUUACUAGAAGUUCAGAUGCAUUGAAAAAAAAUGAAGACAUAGAAUUUGAAAGGAACAAGGAACGUUUUGUAUUUUUAAAAUGGGGAGCGAAAGCAUUUGAAAAUAUGUUAAUUGUACCACCAGGAAGUGGUAUUGUGCAUCAAGUGAAUUUAGAAUAUUUAGCCAGGGUAGUAUUUGAUAGCAAUAGUCUUCUUUAUCCUGAUAGUGUGGUUGGAACAGAUUCACACACGACUAUGAUUAAUGGUCUUGGUGUCCUUGGAUGGGGUGUUGGAGGUAUAGAAGCAGAAGCUGUUAUGCUAGGUCAAGCUGUAUCCAUGUUAAUACCCAAAGUUGUUGGUUACAAGUUAGAAGGUGUUUUAAAUCAAUAUGCGACCUCAACAGAUUUAGUACUUACUAUUACUAAGAAUCUUCGGCAAGUAGGUGUUGUUGGAAAAUUUGUAGAAUUUUUUGGCUCUGGUGUAUCACAAUUGAGUAUAGCAGAUCGUGCGACAAUCUCCAAUAUGUGUCCUGAGUAUGGAGCAACGGUUGGAUAUUUUGCGGUGGAUAAAGAGAGUUUAGCAUAUCUCAAACAAACUAAUCGAUCAGAAGAACAUAUUGCGAAAAUAGAGAAGUAUCUGUCCGCUGUACGUAUGUUAAGAAAUUACGAUGAUAAAAAUCAAGAUCCUAUAUUCUCUGAAGUUAUUUACUUGGACUUAAAUACUGUAGUAUCCUGUGUUAGUGGCCCAAAAAGACCUCACGAUCGAGUAUCUGUACGUGACAUGAAGACAGAUUUUCAAUCUUGUCUUUCCAAUAAGAUAGGAUUUAAAGGAUACGGAUUAAAUAAGGAAAAAUUGGACAAUGUCGGUAUGUUCGAGUACGAAGGAAAAGAUUAUAAAUUAAGGCACGGAUCGGUGGUUAUUGCGGCAAUUACAAGUUGCACGAAUACUAGUAAUCCCAGUGUUAUGUUAGGAGCAGGUCUCUUAGCUAGAAAAGCUGUUGAAGUUGGAUUAACAGUAGCGCCAUAUAUAAAAACAUCAUUAUCGCCUGGUUCUGGUGUGGUAACGUAUUAUCUUCAAGAAAGCGGAGUUAUUCCGUAUUUAUCAAAAUUGGGCUUUGAUAACGUCGGUUACGGAUGUAUGACUUGUAUUGGUAAUAGUGGUCCACUUCCAGAAGUUAUAGUAAAUACCAUAGAAAAGAACGAACUGGUAUGCUGCGGCGUGUUGUCCGGGAAUCGAAAUUUCGAGGGUAGAAUUCAUCCAAAUACACGAGCAAAUUAUUUGGCAUCGCCACUUCUGGUUAUCGCAUAUGCUAUUGCUGGCACUGUUGAUAUUGAUUUUGAAAAAGAACCCUUGGGAUACAAGAAAGAUGGAACGGCUAUAUUUCUCCAAGAUAUAUGGCCUACAAGAAAGGAAAUACAAAAUGUCGAACAAAAAUACGUUAUACCGGCUAUGUUUAAAGAAGUAUAUGAAAAAAUUGAAAAAGGUAGCAGCAGUUGGGCAAAUUUAGUAGCUCCUGAUGGUAAAUUAUAUCCUUGGGAUGUUAAUUCCACAUAUAUUCAAAAACCACCAUAUUUUGAUAAGCUCGAGAAGGAGAUCCCUAAAUUAGAAUCUAUUACCAACGCACGUGUACUCUUGAAUCUUGGAGAUUCUGUAACGACUGAUCACAUUAGUCCUGCUGGUAGUAUUGCACGUAAUUCUCCAGCAGCGCGAUAUCUUUCGAGUCGUGGAUUAACACCAAAAGAAUUUAAUUCUUAUGGUUCUCGCAGAGGAAAUGAUUCCGUUAUGAUGCGAGGAACUUUUGCAAAUAUACGUUUACUCAAUAAAUUUAUUGGUAAACCUGGACCACGAACAAUUUAUAUUCCAACUAACGAAGAGAUGGAUAUAUUUGAUGCUGCAGAAAAGUAUAAGAAAGAUAAGACUCCAUUAAUAUGUUUAGUCGGUAAAGAAUAUGGUUCUGGAUCUUCUAGAGAUUGGGCUGCAAAGGGACCGUAUCUUCUUGGUAUACGAGCGAUAAUAGCUGAAUCUUAUGAAAGAAUUCAUAGGUCUAAUCUUGUAGGAAUGGGGAUUAUACCACUACAAUAUCUUCCAGGACAAAAUGCGGAAUCAUUAGGAUUAACCGGUUUAGAAAAAUUUAACAUCAUUCUUCCUAAUGAUUGUCAGCCUGGUCAAAAUAUUACAGUGACAACUGAUCAGGGAAAACAAUUCGAAGUUAUUGUACGUUUUGAUACAGAAGUUGACUUAACUUAUUAUCAACAUGGGGGUAUUCUUAAUUAUAUGAUUAGAACAAUGCUCUGAUAAGUUUUUUCUUUUCUUUUUUUUCUUUUUUUUUUUUUUUUUUUUUUUUUUUUUUUUUUUUUUUUU
Messenger RNA from Vespa velutina, 2887 nucleotides. RefSeq names its product cytoplasmic aconitate hydratase-like. The coding region runs from base 119 to 2821 and encodes 900 amino acids. Gene Ontology annotation, cellular component: cytosol; mitochondrion. Gene Ontology annotation, molecular function: 4 iron, 4 sulfur cluster binding; aconitate hydratase activity. The record is from RefSeq and is a predicted model, not a curated record. Lineage: Eukaryota; Metazoa; Arthropoda; Insecta; Hymenoptera; Vespidae. Gene Ontology annotation, biological process: citrate metabolic process; tricarboxylic acid cycle. The transcript has 15 exons.